UCACUCUUUAAAUCGCAGCCAUCCACAUCUUUGGGUUACAUAAACCCCCACAUUCUCUCUUACUCUCUCUGAUGGAAAAACCAGUGUUUGAAGCAUGGAGAUCCGACCCGGCCUUCCAACCGCCUGAGACGCCGUUAGAGCCUAUGGAGUUUCUCUCUCGCUCCUGGAGCGUCUCAGCUCUGGAAGCCUCUAAGGCUCUCGCUCAGUUGACGAUCUUAGGAGACAACACCGUCAAACUCGAAGAGAAAUCUAUCGCAGGCGGAGAGACAGAGGAGAACAGUCUCAUCUCCGGGAACCCUUUCUCCUUCGCUUCCUUUGUAACUUCUCAGAGGGUCAUGGACCGUAUCUUGUCUCAGUCUCUAGAAGUGUCGCCACGAACAUCUGGUCAGCUUUCUCACAGCAGCGGUCCCCUCAACAGUUGUUUAACCGACAGUCCUCCAAUUUCAACGCCGGUAAUGGACGACAUUCAGAACUUCCACUGUCAGUUCCGUUCAACGGCCAACACUCCGGGCCCUAUCACGGCGAGAACCACACAGUCUAAGACGGUGGGUCGCUUGAUAAAAGACCGGAAAGAGAAAAAGAAGGAAGAGACACGAGCACAAAAUGCGCAAAUUCACGCCACUGUAUCUGUAGCCGGCGUGGCAGCAGCAGUGGCUGCAAUCGCUGCUGCGACGGCGGCUUCUUCUAGCACUGGGAAAGAUGAGCAGAUGGCUAAAACGGACAUGGCCGUGGCUUCUGCUGCAACCCUUGUGGCUGCUCAGUGCGUGGAGGCUGCGGAGGUUAUGGGAGCUGAAAGAGACUACGUAGCCUCCGUAAUUAGCUCCGCCGUCAAUGUCCGAUCCGCCGGAGAUAUCAUGACAUUAACAGCCGGUGCAUCCACAGCGUUAAGAGGAGUGGCUACAUUGAAGGCAAGGGCGACUAAGGAGGUGUGGAACAUUGCAUCAGUUAUUCCAAUGGAUAAAGGAAUCAAUCCUGGAGGUUUCAGCAAUGUUGAUAGUAACGUUAACGGUAGCAAUGGCAGCUCAAACAGUAGCCAUAGUGGCGAGUUUUUAGCGGAAGAUAAUUUCUUGGGACAUUGCAGCAGAGAAUGGCUUGCAAGAGGUUGCCAACUCCUCAAACGCACCCGCAAAGGUGAUCUUCAUUGGAAAAUAGUUUCUGUUUACAUAAACAGGCUAAAUCAGGUUAUGUUGAAGAUGAAGAGCAGGCAUGUUGGAAGAACCUUCUCAAAUAAGAAAAAAUAUGUUGUGAUGGAUGUGAACAAAAAUGUACCGGCUUGGCCAGGCCGCCAUUUGCUGGAAGGUGGAGAGGGUUUGAGAUACUUUGGAUUAAAGACAGUUUUGCGAGGGAUUGUAGAAUUUGAGUGCAAAAGCCAGAGAGAGUAUGAAAUGUGGACACAAGGUGUCACACGGCUUCUUGCUGUUGCUGCCGAGAGGAAUAACAGAUAUAGGAUAUGAGGAGUAGCUUACGAGUUAAGAGCUAUUGUAUAUAUAAAGGGUGCUUUGCUUAAACAAAAUUUUAUGUUUUUAAUUUUUUUUCUUUUAGUGUUUCUGUAAAAUGUUUAAAGUUGAAAUUAUAUAUGCAAGAAAUAAGGUGGUAAUCUAA
This is a messenger RNA of Raphanus sativus (radish), 1602 nucleotides long. Its product is annotated as VAN3-binding protein. The coding region runs from base 72 to 1454 and encodes 460 amino acids. The transcript is spliced from 7 exons. The record is from RefSeq and is a predicted model, not a curated record. NCBI's taxonomy places the organism in Eukaryota, Viridiplantae, Streptophyta, Magnoliopsida, Brassicales, Brassicaceae. Gene Ontology annotation, biological process: leaf vascular tissue pattern formation; phloem or xylem histogenesis; auxin-activated signaling pathway.